UAAUGGCCCUAACCAACGGAAUUAUAACAGGAGCCGGAACGAGCGGAGCUAUUAUAAUAACAACCGUAAUAAACAGAAUUAUGAUAGGAGCCAGAACCAGCAGAGCUAUUAUAACAAGAGUUAUAAACAACGGAGCUACGUUAAUAGCUAUGCUACAGGCCGCGAUGAACGCAUAGGCCGCCGUCCCCAGCGCUAUCAGGAACCAACACAGGAACACCGUGGGCCGCCUGUCACUGACAGGAAGACCUACGCGCAGGCCACGAGAGACGGUUAUGACCAGGCGCCACGGCAACACUACGACCAGAGCCGUUCCCGGGACAGGCAGCGGGCACACGCGGCCCUGCAAGGUCAAGCACCCCGUGAACACAACCGGAACACAUCGCCUCGGUCGCAAAACAGAGGUGAGCGGCGGAGAUACGAGGAAGACGCGAGACGUAAUGGCAGGGAAGACGACGGACCCCGGCCACGACAUUCACCAGAGAGGAACGGAGAUCGCAGACAUCCGGAAUUUCCGAGGUACUUUGAACACAACACAGACUUUGAUAAUAACAGGAGAGACGGAGGAAGAGCGGAAAUACCGAGGGUCCGUGAACGUGACACCCGUGUGGAGGAACGCAGACGAACAGAGGAGGACAGGUCAGAUGACCCUGACUUCAGGCAGAAAUGUCAGGUGGGCUACAGGAUCAUAAAGGCAAGCCACCACUACACCAACGUCACGGCAAGUAGACCUCCCAUUACAAUUCAUAAAAUGGGACUCCAUUUAGAGACACUAAUAAAACCAGCUGUCCCAAAUGAUCACACUCAGGGACUUAUAGGGAGAAAUGCACAAGAGUGGGUCAAAAAGACCAUCAAUAUUCUGCAAGAGCAUUACGAGGACGUGAUUGAACACGAGAUCACCAGACUAUUAGGAUUCCCUGAUGAAGAAUGGAGGGCUCCGCUGGAGGUGGCGGCCAACUGGGCCAGAAGGAACAUUAAGAGACUGCUAACAGGGACCAUUCCUGGAGUGGUGAACGUCAUCGAGACCCGUAUAGAGGUGGAGAACCAUCCAAGCAGAUCCACAGAGCGGAGACCGGAGCAGACCCCCAUCCCAGCGGGUGCUCCCGGUUCUCCUCCUCCUUUUUCUGCUUUUCCUCCUCUUCCUCCUCCUUCUCCUCCCCCUCCUCCUCCUCCUCUCCCACAGAGACUACGGGCUCCAGCAGUGGCCCAGCAGAGGACUCCACAGGAGAGUCGACCCAGCUUCAUCCCUCCCCCAGAGUCUCAGCUGAGGACCCUCGGGCACCCGGAGACCACAACAGCCCUGGUGCAUGAACAGCAGGGACGGGAGCAGGUCCCGGACCUGCAGGUCCUGGAACUGGAGACAUCGAGUGAUGAGGAGCUGGUGGAGGAGAGUCCGCAGAGUCUGGAGACAUCCCCCAUCAUCCCGCCUCUAGGGCCAACACCGCCCCCAGGGAGAUCAGGCCUACACCACUGCCCCAGAGAGUUACACGCAGCAACAGAUGUGCACAGCUCUACUCCGGCAGCAUUGUGGAGGCCUCUCAGGGGCAAAGGACCACAUUGGGUGGGGACCUGAGACUGAAGGCGCCCGAGAGAGACCCUCUAAAAACACUCAAUGAGUUUAACUUAGCCCCUAAGAAAGGGGGCCUUCAUAGAAUAAUGGUCCAGAGCACGCUACACCGUAAUGUGUUGUUGCCACAAGUCUCCCCUGCGAACACAGGUCCGUUCCCUCCCAGGAGACACCACAACGACGCCGGCCAGCCGAGGGACCUGCAACUGAGUGGGAACAAAGAGUGGCUGAUCAUGGGAGACUCCAACAUCGCUAGGCUCCCGGCUCACAGAAUGCUGAAUCUACAGAUGGACGCGUUUCCAGGGGCGACAUUCCAGACGGCGGAGACCAUCCUCCGGGAGACCCAGACUACGGACGUAGUAAAAAAGGUUAUUUUAUCAUUUGGACUCAACGAUAAGGCCCUCAGGUCCAUGGAGACAACGACGGAACAGCUACUCAACAUGCUGGUGAGAGCUAAAGAAGCAUUCCCGAAGGCACAGAUCUUCAUCCCACAGGUGAACUUUUCACGGGCUCUCCCCACGAAGGAGAAGCUGAGGUUGGCCCAAAUUAACAAGUUUAUUAAAUCACUGAGAGAGUGCUUGCCCAUGCUUGAUGAGUCGGAGUUUAAGACAGAUUCAGAUGAUCUGCACUGGUCUAGGGAGACAGCAGCGAAAUUGAUGGAACACUGGAUCCGUCAUUUAAAUUAGAAGUCCCCGCGAACUCACUACAGGCGGGGUCUAAAAUGAUAAUUAACCUCACUAAAAAGUACAUACUGACAGCGGACCAGACCACAAUACUUAUUAAGGGAUUGAACUUUAUUCCUACAGUUUCCACCAACAGGGAAAUUCUAGAGCAGGCACAAUUCGACCUGCAACAAUAUCACCGGCGGCUUAAAAUAGCAACACAUUAUGAACAUGCCCCUGAAAAAGAACAAUUGCCUUUCCUUUAUAAGUCCGCUUGGGCUCCCCCGUUGGCAAGCAUGCCAGGGGAAAUCCAAAAUUUAAUUAAGGCGGAUAUGCACACCUUCAAAACCCAGUUUAAAACACAUAUUGUGCCCUCUAAUAUCACCACGAGUGAAAAAGUAGCGUUAGAGCAACUUAAGAAUAAUAAGGAAAUUAUUAUUAAACCAGCAGACAAGGGCAGUGCGAUCGUGGUGAUGGAUCGAGAACAGUAUCUGUGGGAGGGCUAUAGACAAUUGAAUGAUAAAAAAUAUUACACUAAGUUAAGUAAACCCAUCUAUUUGGAUACAGUGCCUUCAGUACACAAGAUUAUAGAAUCACUAUACGUCAAAAAAUUUAUUAACGCUAAGCAGAAGGCAUAUUUAAGGGGCAAUUCGGUCCCCAGAGCUAGACUCUUUUACAUGUUACCCAAAAUCCAUAAGGAACCAGCAAAAUGGAGUAAACCAUAUGAAAUCCCUCCAGGAAGGCCCAUAGUCUCUGAUUGUAGCAGUGAGACGUAUCACACAGCCGAAUACAUAG
Molecule: messenger RNA, 3021 nt
Organism: Pseudoliparis swirei
Lineage: Eukaryota; Metazoa; Chordata; Actinopteri; Perciformes; Liparidae
Product: WAS/WASL-interacting protein family member 3-like
Exons: 2
Coding region: 749-1570 (273 amino acids)
Source: RefSeq, a predicted model, not a curated record